AUGCCGCGCGCCCUCAUGGCGUCAACCGAGCAUCGGGCCUCGUCUCCCGCGGGAGGGCCGCCAGGGCCGAAGGCACGGGCACCCCCGCCGAAGGCUUCGUCGUCGUCUCCCCCGCCAUCCCCGCCGAAGGCUUCCUCGUCGUCUCCUCCUCCGCCGACACCGUCGCCGCCUCAGCACUCGCCGCCGCCGCCACCGUCGAAGCAGUCCCCGCCUCCUCCUGCACCAGCGACUCCGCCGGAGAAGUCGCCGACGGCGUCCCCGCCUCCUCCGGCCUCGCCGCCGCCAGCAAGCAAGUCCCCUCCUCCUCCUCCUUCCCCGUCGACGCCGCCCCCGUCGCCACCUCCGCGUUCCUCGCCGCCGCCGCCCGCGUCAUCAUCGACGCCACCAUCGUCGACGUCGCAGCAAUCGCCUCCGGGACCGGAAUCGGCCAAGCCACCGCCACCCUCGUCGUCAGAGAAACCCGCCGCGACGGCCUCACCUCCCCCAAAUGCGACGUCAAGCUCCGGAUCAAAAUCAGAGCCGCCACCGCGCGAGACACCAUCGACGCCCCCGGACACCACCGCCGGUCGGCAGCCACCUCCGGCGCCGGGGACACCGUCCUCGCCCACGCAAAUGCUGCCUCCUCCGAUGGCGGUGACGGUGAUCAUGCCGGGUGCCUCUGGCCCACCUGCAGGCGGCAGGUGGAGGGGCCCGCCUGGCCCCGCCGCUACCGCCCCUCCACUGAGUCCCCCCGCGGGUGGCCGUUCGGGCAGCAGCAACAUGAAGAACGAGGCGAUCAUCAUUGGGAUCUCCGUUGCCGGGCUCCUCCUGGCGCUGGUCUCGCUGUUGAUAAUGGUGUGCGUCAACAGCAACCACGGGAAGAGGAAGCGGCACUCGCAACCGUCGCCGUCGCGCAGGCACAACAUCGUCGUGCCGGAACCCGUGGCUUCUCUCUCGCCGGACGUGUACCAGGCGUCGAACGGCGGUCCCCCCGCGCCGUCGCCGAGCGGGACGAACUCGUACGACCUGUGGGGGAGCAUGUCGUGGUUCACGUACGACGAGCUGGUGGGCAUCACGGGCGGGUUCUCGGCGGGGAACGUGAUCGGCGAGGGCGGGUUCGGGAAGGUGUACAUUGGCGCGCUGGGCGACGGGCGGCGCGUGGCGGUGAAGCAGCUCAAGGUGGGCAGCGGCCAGGGGGAGAAGGAGUUCCGCGCGGAGGUGGACAUCAUCAGCCGCAUCCACCACCGCCACCUCGUCACGCUCGUCGGCUACUGCGUCACCGAGAACCACCGCCUCCUCGUCUACGAGUUCGUGGCAAACAACACGCUCGAGCAUCACCUGCACGGAAAAGGGCUACCCGUGAUGGAUUGGUCGAAACGGAUGAAGAUUGCGAUCGGAGCGGCGCGUGGGUUGACGUACCUCCACGAAGACUGCCAUCCUAGGAUCAUACACAGGGACAUCAAGUCGGCCAACAUUCUCCUGGACGACGCCUUCGAGGCCAAGGUUGCAGAUUUCGGCCUUGCUAAACUGACAAACGACUCGCUGACUCAUAUCUCGACGCGCGUGAUGGGCACGUUCGGGUACAUGGCGCCCGAGUACGCACAAAGCGGGAAGCUGACCGACAGAUCCGACGUGUUCUCCUUCGGGGUGGUGCUCCUGGAGCUCAUCACCGGGCGGAAGCCCGUCGACGCAUCUCAACCGCUGGGAGAAGAGAGCCUGGUUGAAUGGGCUCGGCUUCUCCUUGUGGACGCCUUGGAGACGGACGACUUCCGAGAGGUCGCCGACCCUGCGCUGGAGUGCAGGUUCUCCAAGACCGAGAUGCGGAGGAUGGUGGAGGCGGCCGCCGCCUGCGUGCGCCACUCCGCCGCCAAGAGACCCAGGAUGGUGCAGGUGUGGCGAUCGCUGGACGUGGACGAGUGCUCGUCGGACCUGACCAACGGCGUGAAGCUCGGGCAGAGCAUGGCGUACGACUCAGGCCGGUACUCGGUGGACAUCGAGCUGUUCCGGCGAAUGGCGUUCGCCAACGACCUCUCCACCGCCGAGUUGGGCGUCUUGGACGAGGAUGACCAACACAGCAGCAAAGCCGGUUCCAGCUCCAGGCGGCACAAGUAA
Miscanthus lutarioriparius is the source of this 2091-nucleotide messenger RNA. Lineage: Eukaryota; Viridiplantae; Streptophyta; Magnoliopsida; Poales; Poaceae. The record is from the annotation of a GenBank genome assembly.